GGUGAGUAUUGAACUGGCAAAUAACCAGAAAGUCUGCCUACAUAUACAGAAGACCGCAGCAUGAUUCCGCAGCACAAUCCUAACUUGGACAGAGACCUCCUACGCCAUGGCCGUCAUCGACGAACUCCCCGGUGUGUCAAUCAGCAUCCAAAUCAAUGGCCAAGCUCUCCCAGAGUAUCGUGACGAUGACAUCGAGGAUCCCGAGCGCACAAUCAGCUACAUGAUCGAGGCGAUGCCUAACCAGAUCUUCGAAAUCCACGCUCUCGCUUCUCAGCAGAGUUGCUUCGCCGGCUCUUCUUUGGCAGUUCAGUUCUACGUGGAUGGCAAGUAUGUCGAUGGCGCUCUCAUUGAUGCUUCGGAUUGGAGCGCAAAGAGUGGAGCUAGUGCUAGGAGUCGUGGGAAAUACGUGAGCAGCAACAUGCUGCGGAGAUACCAGUUUGCUUCGCGAGAGCAGCAAAUUGAAGUCGUUGAGCGCAAGAGUGCCUCACUGUCGUCUCGCACUCGCACCUCGGGUAUGUCGAGUAGGACUCCCCUCCCCUCCUACAGGGAUAUCAGCAGACGGUCUGCUGCCUCUACUACCGGCGAUUCAUGGGUCGACGUCGCCCCUCCGAAAUCAUCAUCAGCUACGACGACGAAUUCAAGUACGGCUACGGCAUCUUCUGCCAGAUCUUCUGGGAACUCCGCUACUUUCUCGCAUGCUUCGAGCACGAUUGGUGAAAUUUUGGACGCCUAUGCUGCCAGUCCAAGUGCAACGGCUUCUGACAACUCACCACCGACUACGUCCGCUGCAUCCAACGCUGAAAGUACCACUGUUGGUGCGGAUACCGAUAAUCUCGAAGAGCUGGGUACCAUCAAAAUCAUCGUCUGUCAUGUUAAUAAGAAAGAGCCGGUCCUGUUCGGACAGCGCUCGUCGCAGACUUCGCAAAUCAGUGACACGAAGCAGAAGGCCAUCAAGGACAAGGCUGGGGGAUUGCUUGUGAGGUUCACUGCGCCGCAGCUGGUGUCUCCAGUCACGACCUGGGAUGUCGAUGCUGCUGGUGGAGAUGAGAACAAGGCCGUGACAUUUGUCUAUCACUACCGCACUCUGGAAAUGCUCGACGCCUUGGGUGUGCUGCCCAAGGAAGAUCGACUGCUUCCACCGGAGGAUGCCAGGCUGGAGCCGGUGGAAGAGGAGGUUGGGGAGGAGAUGGAAGGUAUUCAGCCUCAUGCAGGAGCAGAAGUUCGGCGCCAAGGUCUUCGAAGCGAUGCGGUAGCUCAGGAUAGUCGCAGAACCGUUUCAGAAGUUGUCUUUGUGCCCCGGGCAGCGGGUGAGGAUCGAAGUCGGGAUGAGGUUGAGAGUGGUGAUGACUCCGAGAGUGACGACUCUGAGGAUGACGAUGCACCGAAGUGA
Molecule: messenger RNA, 1390 nt
Organism: Cercospora beticola
Lineage: Eukaryota; Fungi; Ascomycota; Dothideomycetes; Mycosphaerellales; Mycosphaerellaceae
Source: RefSeq, a predicted model, not a curated record